Messenger RNA from Amphiprion ocellaris (clown anemonefish), 2361 nucleotides. Its product is annotated as putative ATP-dependent RNA helicase an3. Gene Ontology annotation, cellular component: nucleus; P granule. Bases 304 to 2361 code for a protein of 685 amino acids. NCBI's taxonomy places the organism in Eukaryota, Metazoa, Chordata, Actinopteri, Pomacentridae. The record is from RefSeq and is a predicted model, not a curated record. The transcript is spliced from 18 exons. Gene Ontology annotation, biological process: cell differentiation; gamete generation. Gene Ontology annotation, molecular function: RNA binding; RNA helicase activity; ATP binding.
CGCUAGCUUGUCUGGUCCAUGACGGCUUCAUCUCUGCUUCAGCUGAAGAGCAAACCGACAUCAGCUGAGUUUGCAUGAAGUGUCAUCCUCUGGAGCUGAAGUGCAGGAAUCUCCCACCACUUUGAAUCCGCCACUAGCAUUUUACGAAGUUUCGCGUCACCGCCAGGCAAAUUGCAGCAACUGUCAUCUGUCGUAACCACAGAAACGGGGAAGAGGCAGAAGGAAAAAUAACAUUACAUCAAACCCGGCAAACAAAGAGGUCCUUUUUUCAACGGCAACAUUUUUCCUCCAUAUUCUAUAGUUAUGAGUCAUGUGGCCGUCGAAAAUGCCCACGGUCUAGAGCAGCAGCUCGCUGUCCUAGACUUGAGCGCUGCAGACGGACAAGGUGGAGGCACCAACAGGCGAUAUAUUCCUCCACACUUACGGAACAAAGACGUUUCCAAAAAUGGAAAUGCCUUCGCUGCUGGACGACAGGGCGGCUACACCAUCGCUCCUGCAACCAACUACGGUUGGGACGGGGGACGCAACAACUUCGUCAACGGCUACCACGACAAUCGCAUGACCGGCAACACCUUCAACCGCGGGCCGCCUCGCAUGGAGCGCGGCCGGGGCGGCGUCGGAGGAGGCGGUUACCGGGGCAACAGGGGGGGCUCCUUCAACCCCAUCAACCCAGCGCAGCCAAUGAGCUUUGACGCAGGUGGCUGGAACACCGCCAAGGACGCCUAUAGCAGCUUCGGCAAUAACCGAGGGAAGUCGGCGUUCUUCAACGACAGAGGAAACGCUAACAGAGGGAGGUUCGAGCAUGGUGGAUUUGGUGGCGGAGGAGGAGGAGGAAACAGCCGCUGGGUGGAAGAGUCCCGAGAUGACGGAGACUGGUCCAAACCGACGCCACGCAACGAACGCCUUGAACAUGAGUUGUUCUCCGGCAGUAACACUGGCAUUAACUUUGAGAAAUACGACGACAUUCCUGUUGAGGCUACAGGACAGAACUGUCCUCACCACAUCGAGAGUUUCCAGGACGUGGACAUGGGUGAGAUCGUCAUGGGGAACAUCGCUUUGAGCCGCUACACCAGACCAACUCCUGUCCAGAAAUAUGCCAUUCCUAUCGUCAAGUCCAAGAGAGACCUCAUGGCCUGUGCACAGACAGGUUCUGGGAAGACGGCGGCAUUCCUGCUGCCAAUCCUCAGCCAGAUCUACGCUGAUGGACCAGGAGAAGCUCUGAACGCAGCUAAAGCCUCUGGGCAGGAGAACGGAAAGUUCGGCCGUCGCAAGCAGUACCCCAUCUCUCUGGUCCUGGCUCCGACCAGAGAACUGGCCCUGCAGAUCUAUGACGAAGCCAGGAAGUUUUCCUACCGCUCCAGAGUGCGUCCCUGCGUAGUUUACGGAGGAGCAGACAUCGGCCAGCAGAUCAGAGACCUGGAGAGAGGCUGCCAUCUGCUGGUGGCCACACCUGGAAGACUGGUGGACAUGAUGGAGAGAGGCAAGAUAGGACUGGACUACUGCAACUACCUGGUCCUGGAUGAGGCGGAUCGAAUGCUGGACAUGGGCUUUGAGCCGCAGAUACGACGCAUCGUUGAGCAGGACACCAUGCCGCAUAAAGGCAUCCGACAGACCAUGAUGUUCAGCGCCACCUUUCCUAAAGAGAUCCAGAUCCUAGCGAGGGAUUUCCUGGAGGAGUACAUCUUCCUGGCCGUGGGCAGAGUGGGUUCCACCUCGGAGAACAUCACUCAGAAAGUGGUGUGGGUGGAGGAGAGCGAUAAGAGGUCUUUCCUGCUGGACCUGCUCAGCGCUACGGUCAUCCCCAGCGAGGUACAGGACAGUACUGGAGACAACAUAGAGAAACCCGGCAAGGACUCGUUGACUCUGGUUUUUGUGGAGACCAAAAAAGGCGCCGACGCCUUGGAGGACUUCCUGUACCGGGAGGGCUACGCCUGCACCAGUAUCCAUGGCGACCGUUCCCAGAGAGACCGAGAGGAGGCCCUGAACCAGUUCAGAUCAGGAAAAUGCCCCAUUCUGGUGGCGACGGCGGUCAGUACACAUAAAAUCCUGGUAGAUGCACCGAAAACAUUGUUUCAUGAGAGCGGGAAAACGACACACAUGUACCAGUUCGAGCAUGGUGGAUUUGGUGGCGGAGGAGGAGGAGGAAACAGCCGCUGGGUGGAAGAGUCCCGAGAUGACGGAGACUGGUCCAAACCGACGCCACGCAACGAACGCCUUGAACAUGAGUUGUUCUCCGGCAGUAACACUGGCAUUAACUUUGAGAAAUACGACGACAUUCCUGUUGAGGCUACAGGACAGAACUGUCCUCACCACAUCGAGAGUGUAAGCUGCUCCUGUUCGCUGGGGAUCCAGCAGUACUAG